AUGGAAGCUCAUCAAGUGGUUCCCGACCUCCUGGACGUCGCCCCGUCGUCUGUGGCCACGGUCAAGUACCCGUCAGGAGUGGAGAUGAACCAGGGGGGUGAACUGACGCCCACUCAGGUGAAAGACACUCCAUCGGUCAGCUGGUCGGACGUUGAUCCGACAGCAUUGUACACGGUGCUCUUCACCGAUCCGGACGCGCCGAGUCGAGCGAACCCGAUCUACAGUGAAGUUCUGCACUGGUUGGUAGUAAAUGUUCAGAAAACGGAUAUUUCCUCUGGUGUCACUAUUAUGGAGUACGUUGGAUCAGGCCCUCCGGACGGCACAGGUCUGCAUCGUUACGUACUGACCAUUUGGAAGCAGCCCGGUGCACUUCCCGUUGAUGAACUGAAGGCUGCUUUUCCGCCAACAGCUCGGCUACGAUUCAACAGUCGCAACUUCAUUGCCAACAACUUUUACCAGGCAAAAUUUGAUGAGCAUGUACGUGAGAAACGAGGUCUCCGCUUGUCAACGGGCUUCAAAGACCAACAAAUAGUGCCUGAUGUAGUGGACGAAGCUCCGGUGCUGACGGUAGAGGUAAAGUACGCUUCAGGCACAAUCAUCAACCUUGGAGCCGAGCUGACUCCGGCGCAAGUCAAAGACAUUCCCGAGUACCUGAGUUGGAGAGUGGAUGAGCCAAAUGCGCUGUAUACGCUGUGCUUGACCGAUCCGGAUGCACCAUCAAGAGCUGAUCCAAAGUACCGCGAAUUCGUGCACUGGCUAGUGGUGAACGUAAGAGGCCAAGACCUAAGCAGUGGUCAGACGCUGGUGGAGUACGUUCCUUCAUCUCCGGGGAAAGACACCGGCCUUCAUCGCUACUGUUUGCUGCUGUACAAGCAGCCCACUGGCUUCAUUAGCCCCGAUUUCAAGCCAAUCAACAGCAGCAGCAGUCGUGAGGAGCGACGUAGCUUUCGAAUCCGCGACUUUGCCGUAAAGAACGGCCUUCAGGGUCCUGUUGCUGGCAACUACUACCUGGCCCAGUACCAAGAUUAG
Messenger RNA from Rhagoletis zephyria (snowberry fruit fly), 1029 nucleotides. The record is from RefSeq and is a predicted model, not a curated record. Lineage: Eukaryota; Metazoa; Arthropoda; Insecta; Diptera; Tephritidae.